This is a messenger RNA of Acanthosepion pharaonis, 789 nucleotides long. The record is from the annotation of a GenBank genome assembly. Lineage: Eukaryota; Metazoa; Mollusca; Cephalopoda; Sepiida; Sepiidae.
AUGCUAAUUUCAAAUCAUUGUCUCUUUCUUUCAUUAAUUCUUUCUUUCUUUCUUUUUCAUUCAUCUUUAUUUAUUUAUUUAUUUAAUCUUCAAUUUCAUGACAUAUUCAUUUCUCGCCUUCAAUUUCUUUCUUUAGUGUCCUACUUUCAUAUACUCUUUCUUUCUUUCUUUCUUUCUUUCUUUCUUUCUUUCUUUCAAGAACUCAUUAAUUCUUUAUUUCUUCGAUUUAUCAAUUCUUUCUUUCUUUCUUUCAAGAACUCAGUAAUUCUUUAUUUCUUACAUUUAUCAAUUCUUUCUUUCUUUCCUUCUUUCUUUCUUUCUUUCAAAAACUCAUUAAUUCUUUAUUUUUUCCAUUUAUCUUGUUUUUUUUUUUUCUUUCCUUUUUCUUUUUUCUUUUUCUUUCUUUCUUUCUUUUCUUUUUUUUUCUUUCUUCAAGAACUCAUUUUUUUUAUUUCUUCCAUUUUCAAUUUUUUCUUUCUUUCCUUUUUCUUUCUUUCUUUUUCUUUUCUUUUUUUCUUUCUUUUUCUUUUCAUUAAUUCUUUUUAUUUCUUCCAUUUAUCAAUUCUUUCUUUCUUUCUUUCUUUUUUCUUUCUUUCUUUCUUUCUUUCUUUCUUUCAAGAACUCAUAAUUUCUUUAUUUCUUCCAUUUAUCAAUUCUUUCUUUCUUUCUUUUUUCUUCUUUCUUUCUUUCUUUAUUUCUUUCUUUCAAGAACUCAUUAAUUCUUUAUUUCUUCCAUUUAUCAAUUCUUUCUUUCUUUUUUCUUUCUUUCUUUCUUUUUCACGAUUUUAG